AUGUCAGCCCCUUCCACACCACUACCGAAGGGCCCCACACAUCGCCUCGCUCUUCUUGAGGCCAGACUAGAUGGCAAAGAGACUACCAAACCCCCGGCUCCCCUCCCGACAGAAGAAGACGACGUCCGAAGCUUCUCCUCUGACGCAUCUCAGCUUCGUGUUUACAACCCACGUCGCCGAUACGCACCGAGAGCCCGCUCUCGUGAUUCCAUUCCCAACAUUUCCAACAAAAAGCGCAAGCGGUCCUCGCCGGCCGCGAUGCGCAACACCCGCGUCGACUCUUUCUUUAAACCGCUCACACCACUUGGUGAAAAAGAACAGCCAAGAGAGGCCAAGAAUCCGAGAAAGUCUUUGAAGGAGGGCAGAGUCCCUAGCGACCCUGAUGUUGAUAUGACUCCUACCCGACGUCAGCUCUGCUUCGCAGAGCAAGACGCCUGCGACGAAAAUAACAGCGAAUCCGUUGCCAAUGAAAGUUACAAGUAUUUUCGAGCUCAUGUAGACAAGUUGACAGCUGAAAACGACAAGCUUCGAAGUGAACAUGAUCAAGCUGAAGUCUUGCGAUCUGAAAACGAAGACCUCCGCACCCAGCUGGAACUCGAAGUACCAGACUUGCGAGAUCAACUAGCCAAGAAAACAGUCGAACUGGAAAGCAGCGUUGCUCGGGCUGAUGCGCUCGCUGUGGCUUUACGUGAUAUAGUGGUGCUCUUGGCGAAAGCCCAGCGCCGUGAAGCAAGGAGCAAGGCGGUGAAUGAUAGUGAGCGCUUGGGUAAGGUGGUCGUGGAGCGCACUCGUACCACGUUGAACGAAGUCUGGGAAGAUGGUGAUGAAUGGAAGCAGUUAGAAGCGGAUCUGCAACGGAUACAGCUUGAACGGGAAACUCUGGAGAAGAAGCGCAAAGAAGUCUCCAAGAAGAAGGCCCUCGCUCAGAAGAUGCAAACUGCACACUCAGAAAAUCAAGGGAGAGAAGCAGAAGUCGUCACCCCAGCGAAAUCGGCCAGCCGAACAGAAAUGCCACCUCCGCGCAAACCGAGAUCGCGAUCACCAACUGAACCCUUCGAAGAAAGCCUCGAAUAUGUCUCAGAACAAGAAGAGAUCUAUCGUGUGCAGCUCCAGCUGCUCAGACGGGAGGAAUCAACGCUCCAAGAUCGUCGCGUGCAUUAUCUCCGCAAACGGGAUUUGAUAGUUCGCGAGCUUCGCCGUCAAAAUGAUGAACGCCAGUCGCCGUUCAGCAAUUUUCCUGUGCUCAAUGAUCGCUAUGUGGUGUUGAAUCUCUUGGGACGUGGUGGAUUCAGUGAAGUCUUUAAGGCCUUCGAUUUGCGGCGUGCUACUCAUGUGGCUUGUAAGAUCCAUCAGCUCGCGUCGAACUGGAGUGAGGAAAAAAAACGAAGCUUCAUAAGACAUGCGUGGCGUGAAUACACUAUUCACAAGUCCCUCAAACAUCCUCGGGUUGUGCAGUUAGUGGACAUUUUUGAAAUUGACGAAAAUACUUUCUGCACCGUGCUUGAGUACUGCGAAGGCUGUGAUCUUGACUCAUACUUGCGGUCGAAUAAGACACUCGCGGAGAAAGAAGCAAGAUCGAUCAUUGCGCAAGUUUUUUCGGGGCUUCAGUAUCUUGCUGAACAGCAGAGGCGAAUUAUCCACUACGACCUGAAGCCCGGUAAUAUUUUACUGUACAAAGGUGAAGUUCAAAUUACUGACUUUGGACUGUCGAAAAUAAUGAACGAGACAGAAUCAACGACAGAUGGAAUGGAGCUGACCUCACAAGGUGCUGGUACCAUGUGGUACCUGCCCCCAGAAUGCUUCGAAACGGGUCAACAGGCCCGUAUAAGCGUUAAAGUGGACGUAUGGAGUGCGGGGGUGAUCUUGUUUCAAAUGUUGUACGGCCGCAAGCCCUUCGGUCAUGACCAAUCUCAAGAAAAGAUGUUUCGUGAAAAAACUGUGUCACAUCAAGAGCUCCAGUUCCCGACCCGUCCCGGCGUCUCAGAGACUGCGAAGGACUUCAUGCGCAAAUGCCUCACAAGAAAGGCAUCCGCUCGGCCAGAUGUUCGCCAAGCUCUGCUUCAUCCCUUCUUUAACAAACGAUGACGCGCCCUGUAGUAACAUGGAGAAUCGCUAAUCGCUAUGAGCAACUUCGUCGUCUGAACCUAUCCCCAUGUAUCCUCGUCGAAAUCCCCGGGCAGGAGGCCGGGGGCAUGUCCGAAACUACAGAAGCGGCUGCUCCAACUCGACACACUCGUAUUUCGCAAGGAUUUCGCGACAACUUCAGGCAAAUCCUAUUCUGAGCUGUGUUUCCAACAUCACAAGCGACUCUACAUGCCCGCACUAGAUGACCAUUCAACGAGUCGACGAUUCAAGGCAAGCGAUGUGUACAUAGCUGUCGCGGCUCACUACUGAAAUUAUACGCUUGCGUUUCUAACCACAAGUAAAAUCAGGUGAAGCGCCCGAA
Messenger RNA from Chondrus crispus (carragheen), 2446 nucleotides. RefSeq names its product Serine/threonine-protein kinase tousled-like, TSL. The record is from RefSeq and is a predicted model, not a curated record. Lineage: Eukaryota; Rhodophyta; Florideophyceae; Gigartinales; Gigartinaceae. The coding region runs from base 1 to 2085 and encodes 694 amino acids. Gene Ontology annotation, cellular component: nucleus. Gene Ontology annotation, molecular function: protein serine/threonine kinase activity; ATP binding. The transcript is spliced from 2 exons. Gene Ontology annotation, biological process: intracellular signal transduction; chromosome segregation; peptidyl-serine phosphorylation.